UGUAACUUAACCUUAGAUGCAAAUUUAACCAUUUAUAAGUGAAUUGUUACUUUCCAGCCACCCAUCCUUUCCUUUCUAGAACAGUCUUAGUUUGAUACCUAGAACAUUCAGCGAGCCCUUGUGGUGGUCAUGCAUACGAUCGUACCUCUCGGAGACAACGGCGGACAGCCAAGUCCUUUGAAACAAGAAUACUACAGCGCUAUACGACCUCAUUUGAGAUAUCCCUCAUUCGUUUCCUGUCCAGAAAAGUCGAAUAUCUAUUUGUUUGAUUCCAUAUCUUCAUCUGGUCCUAAAAUAGAUGGCCCUCGUGUGUUCAGUAAUAGCGAGGAUUUUGAAACCCAUAUCGCGACCACCUCCAGGCCAAACGCGCGUAUAGUAUCAAUAUGUUCCCAGAAUUCAAUGAGGCCCCUCGGGAUCACUGAACAAGCCAUGCGAAAGCUCAUAAACACCUACGCCAUCGAUCCGACCUUCCUUGACCUUGCGAUUUCCUUCGGUGACAAACCACAGAGCUCCGAUGCAGGCCACGGAGCAAUGACAGUGAGACAAGGAGAGGACGGCUCAUACGACAUGCAAUAUCUUUUCGCCUACGCCGAGGAUAACUCCGCGCAAGUGAACGUCCCAUGGACUAUCCGGCAGAUAUGCGUCUUCCACCGGUACAAUCCGACGGGAUCCGGCAAUCUGUGGAUAUUCCUUCAUGCGAGGCCACGCUCGGUGAUGCAGCAGCUGAUUGAAGCUGAGAUUACGUCUCAGCAUGCUGGAAUUCCUAAGCACUGGUUUUCGAUGCAUUUACUUGUUCUGUCCACCUACAUUGGCAACUGGCGCUGGUGCAUUCGUAGUCUGGGUGAGGAGAUCGAGAAGACUGUCGACAUCGCUUUGACUUUAGAUCUUGCAAGGGCGGAUAAUAAUAAAGAUGGACUUAUCCGGCUUCUUACACCGCAGUAUCUAGGGGAUAAGCUACUACCGCUGUCGUCCAGAGUGCAUGCUGCCUUAAUAACGGUUCGCAAGCUCGAAGAACUCAACACGGUUUUCCACGCCAAGAAUUAUACAAAUGAUGGCGACUCUCAACGAUUUGCCAGCGAGAUGGCCUACUACAGAACUACUCUGGAAGGAUACCUGAAAAGUGUUGAAGUGCUCGAGGGAAAGGUGAAAGGCAUCUCUGACUUGUUGGCAGUCGCCCUCAAUCUCAAAGGCCAGACCGUGGCCAACGAAAUCAAUAACAAGAUGUUAAAGCUCACUAGUGAGACAUUCGAUGAUAAUGCGACCGUCCGGGUGGUUACACUGGUCACUCUAAUCUACCUGCCUGCUAGCUUCGUCUCGACCCUCCUAGGAAUGAACCUCUUUGACUUCGAAGGUCCGAAUGGGGAAGUAUUUAGGAUCUCACGUCAAUUCUGGAUAUUCGUGGUGGCUGCAGUCCCACUUACGUUGCUUACUCUAGGCUCUUGGUAUUAUGUUACCCAGCGGCGCUUGAGAUUCCAGAAGAAGAAGCUGAAUGAGAAAAAGGAGUUGCACAUGGUGUGAGACAGGUUUUCCUUUGCUUUUAUUUCUUGGUUUGCUUUGAUGUAUUUUCUAUCUCCUCUCCAAAGCAUACGUCCGUGGAAGGAGGCUCAUUGUGUUUUACUGAUAGCUUGGCGUUGGGUUAUAUGUUUUUCGAGGCAUGUUCGCUAUUAUAUAUAUUUUCAGAACAAUACUACAUUUAGACCGAAUCCUCACCGA
Messenger RNA from Aspergillus alliaceus, 1713 nucleotides. RefSeq lists its product as uncharacterized. NCBI's taxonomy places the organism in Eukaryota, Fungi, Ascomycota, Eurotiomycetes, Eurotiales, Aspergillaceae. The record is from RefSeq and is a predicted model, not a curated record. The coding region runs from base 130 to 1518 and encodes 462 amino acids. The transcript is spliced from 7 exons.